UCAUUCCAAGAGAGAGAGAGAUUGGGUACCCUACUUUUUGAGUUUCAUAAUUGUGGGGUUCUCUUUUGCUGGAGUUAUAAUUAAACGCAGAUUACACAGGGUCUAACAUUAUUUCGCCUUAGUAUGGGGUAUAUGUAAAUCGCUAGCCGGUGUGCGUAAACACGCACAUCAAAUGUGAAAUUUGACAUUUCGCUCAUUUUAGUCGAAGUAAACGUUGACUUCUGUGCUGCUUACGAACAGAAAUGCUGGUGAAAAUUCAACUCCAGCUAGCUGCCACACCGACGUAGAUUUGAAAGAGGCUCUAUACCGCCCCUUGUAUACGAAAGCAAAGAGGGAAUGGUCGGGUUGUCCACAAAGCCCCUGGCCCAUAUCACGUUUCACGUUUUACAAAAUGUACCUUUUUAUUUACCGAAGAAGCAUUGAUUCUACGAUUGGGACGUCUACGAUUGGGAAAGAAAGAAGGAUUUGCCAAAUGACUUAAAUCGGCGUUUUAUAUGUUUUUCCGCUGUUGAGAAGGCGGAGGCUGUUGGCGAGGCCUAGUUUUAGGAAGUGCCUUAUUUGUGUGUGCCUGGAGAAGGAUACGCCUCUUCAAAAUAACCAGCGAUUGUAUAACCCCGGAGUGUAGCCUAGAUUGUAGUCGGCCUUCUAAAUUUAUUGGACUCUUGUUUUUCUUCUCUACAGCUAGCUAGAGUCCGGAUCGGAACAUGGAGACGGGGAUCCAGCACCGUACGGAGCAAUUUGUCCACGACAUUUCCAGCCCUGGCGCAGCGGGUCUGUGUCCAGAAAUGCUUGAAGUGGCGGAAGAGGCCAGUCGGGCUGGGGAUUUCGAUCUCGCCGCAGAAAUCUACGGGUCUCAAUUAGCGGACCUCGCGCAACCCGACCGGGGACUUUGUCUGCGGCGAGCAGAUGCCUUGGCUCGCUGCGGCCGGAUCGCCGAGGCACUGGACUCCUAUUGCACGGCCGCUAGUCUCAACAGGCUACGGUCGGAAGAACUAGGAGUUUUAGUGGAAAGCAUCGCGAGGAGCCUGCGGGAGAAAAACGAGUCAUUAAAAAGUGCAGAUAACAAACUCGGCUGCAAACCGAGCGGAGACGGGGGAAGCGAGGGUCGAGGAGACGCGCUGGAAGAGGAGAGAUCCAUGGACCUGUUUUCGUGUCGGCUGUGCAAGGCCCUGCUGUCCGAACCCACGACCUUAGAGUGCGGGCACACCUUCUGCAAACGAUGCCUGGACGACGAUAGCGUCAACGAAUGUAAAAUGUGCAAAUAUAAGCUGAACAAAAAGAACGGAAUAGUGCAGCCCAUGGGCCUUCGAGUGAAUGUGAUCCUUAGUAGCUUGUUGGAAAAGUGGUUCGACUCGGAAAGCAAAGCCAGGCGGUGCUGGCUUGAGGGGGAGAGUUUGUGGAAGCAGAAGGAUUACACGGAAGCGUUGGAGAAAUACAACAAAGCCGUGGAACUAACCCCUGCAGACUCCGAGCUCAUUGGUCAGAGAGCCAGGCUACUGAUGGACAUGGAGAGCUUCAGCCAGGCAGCUCAGGAUGCCGAGGGCUUGUGCCGGCUCAUGCCGCUGUGUCCCCAGGCUCACUGUGUGAGGGCUGCCGUGUUGGGUAAGCUCGGGCGGAAGGAGGAGGCUCUGCAGGAGUACUUCCUGUGUCUGGCGCUGAACCCCGGCGGGGUAGUGGCUCGACAAGAGGCGCAGAAGAUUUUGAGUGAGGUCUUCUCCUCGGUGUUUGAGAGGGACAGCCUGCCCGCCCCCCUGCGCCCCCCCCCGGGCGCGGCCUGCUUCAAGCCCCCGGCCCUCCUGGGCCCGCAGUUCAGCGAGGGCCCCCUGCCCGGGUCCUCCCAGGACCCAGCCUGGAGGCUGGCGAAGACCCUGGCGUGCGAGUCCCUGACCCCCCCCCCUCACGACCCACUCAAGCCCAAAACCCUGAGCGCCACCCUGUCCCACCUGCCCACACACCCCCCCAGCCUGAAGAGGAAGUGCCCCAGUGAUGUCACUGCGUUCAGCCCGCCAACUAAGCUCCUAAAGCCAGAUGGGGACAGUUCCUCUCAGUGUGGGGGGGGGCGGCAAGUGCCCCCCCAGCUGCUGGACAGCGCAGACAUGGAGUGUUCCCUGUGCAUGAGGCUGUUCUAUGACCCCGUGGCCACGCCCUGCGGACACACCUUCUGCCUCAAGUGUCUGGAACGCUGCCUGGACCACAACCCUACCUGCCCCCUCUGCAAGGAGAACCUGUGUGAGUACUUGGCCACCAGGGGGUAUAAUAAGACGCUGCUGCUGGAGGAGGUGCUCGUGCGGUACCUGGCUGACGAGCUCGCCGAGAGGAAGCAGGUCCAGGAGGACGAGCUCCGAGAGCUGUCCAACUUGACCCAGGAAGUACCCAUCUUCGUUUGCACCAUGGCGUUUCCCACAAUCCCCUGCCCUCUGCAUGUGUUUGAGCCGCGGUACCGGCUGAUGAUCCGCCGCUCCAUGGAGACGGGAACCAAACGGUUUGGCAUGUGCAUCGCUGACGAGCUGAAGGGGUUUGCGGAUUUCGGCUGCAUGCUGGAGGUGCGGGAUGUGAAGUUUUUCCCGGACGGGCGUUCGGUGGUGGACACCAUCGGCGUGUCCCGCUUCAGAGUGCUGAGUCACGGGCAGAGAGACGGAUACAACACUGCCAACAUCGAGUACCUGGAGGACCGCAAGGUGGACGGUGAGGAGUUGGGAGAGCUGUUGAAACUCCAUGACUCGGUGUAUGAACAGGCCUCGGCCUGGUUCUCCUGUCUGAAGGAAAACCUGAAGAGCCAGAUCCUCAGCCACUUUGGCAGCCUGCCCCAGAAAGACCCCUGUCCUCAGGGCAGUCCUGCUGGGCCGGCCUGGUGCUGGUGGCUGUUGGCGGUUUUGCCACUGGAGAGCCGUGCCCAGCUCACCAUCCUGUCCAUGACCUCCCUGAGGGAGCGUCUCGUGGCCAUCCGGCGCGUCCUCAUCUUCGUUACCUGCAAACGGUCGCCGCGGUGACCACACUGCGUCGCCAUGGCUACCAGCCAGCCGGGGGGCGGUGCUCGACUGGAGGGGCGGCCUCUGUGCUUCCCCUUUUUUUAAAUCAUUCAUUCUGUUUUUUUUCCCCCUCUGAAGUGUGGCGUCCCCUGUGAUUGGCCAGUGUGGGAGUCAGUGGCUCCCCUGUGAUUGGCCAGUGUGGGAGUCAGUGGCUCCCCUGUGAUUGGCCAGUGUGGGAGUCAGUGGCUCCCCUGUGAUUGGCCAGUGUGGGAGUCAGUGGCUCCCCUGUGAUUGGCCAGUGUGGGAGUCAAUGGCUCCCCUGUGAUUGGCCAGUGUGGGAGUCAAUGGCUCCCCUGUGAUUGGCCAGAGUGAGAGUCAGUGGGUCCCCCCCACCCCCCACCCCCCCCGAGAGCGGUAGCCCCCUGUGCAGUUGCUUCACGGUGCGACUGAUCCCCUAACCCUGACCCCCCUAACCCCCCCUAACCCAUUUACUGCAAAGACUGCAGAACAGCCAAUAAACAAGUAAAUCCGGGGAAAACCCUGGUGUCUGUUGGUGCUGGCUGCUGCUCUGCCCCAUGGGAUAUGUGAGGGGCCCAGUCCUCCAGCCUGUCAGUAUCUGUUAUUCCGAGUGUGUAUUCUCUGACUGUUGCACAGAGCUAGUGCCGGCACAGAAGGGACUCCAAUGGCAUGGUGGUUAGAUUGAACCUCCCGCUUGGAGGCUCAGUGAUGCUGGGACUGAUCCCCCUGUCCUGUGCAUUUUGCUCCUUCAUUUCUGUGCUUCACUCAGAUGGACUUGGAUAGAGUUUGAUGCCAGGUCAAAGGUUGUUUCUCUAGAGCUGGAGAGCUCAGCCCUGGGCCUGGAGAAGUUCAAACCAAAAACUGGUUUUGACCCACAAAGCCAGAAAUGAGUGUGCUGCAUAAUUAAAUUAAGUGCCGAGUGGCGUGGAAAACCACUAGAUCCUGUUUCUUUCCAGGACCUGGGCUGGGGGGCCCCAAACUGUGGCUCUGUGGGACUGGGGCUGGGGGCCCCAAACUGUGGCUCUGUGGGACCGGGGCUGGGGGCCCCAAACUGUGGCUCUGUGGGACUGGGGCUGGGGGGCCCCAAACUGUGGCUCUGUGGGACCGGGGCUGGGGGCCCCAAACUGUGGCUCUGUGGGACCGGGGCUGGGGGCCCCAAACUGUGGCUCUGUGGGACCGGGGCUGGGGGCCCCAAACUGUGGCUCUGUGGGACCGGGGCUGGGGGCCCCAAACUGUGGCUCUGUGGGACCGGGGCUGGGGGCCCCAAACUGUGGCUCUGUGGGACCGGGGCUGGGGGCCCCAAACUGUGGCUCUGUGGGACCGGGGCUGGGGGCCCCAAACUGUGGCUCUGUGGGACCGGGGCUGGGGGCCCUUGUGCUUGAAGUAAACUGAACCUCUACUCCUCAGAAUGUGAGGCUGCUGCUGCUGCCCGUGUUAGCCGUCAGGCUUGCGGAGGGCAACUGGUAAGUUGCUAUGGCAACUUACGCCAGACUCUUACCUCUUAUAACAAACAACAAAAAAAACUUGUAGGUCCGAUUGGCUCCUAGCACGAAGCCGUCCAAUUGGCUCCUAGCACGAAGCCAUUCGAGUGGCCUCCUAGCAUGAAGCCGUUCGAGUGGCCUCCUAGCAUGAAGCCGUCCGAUUGGCUCCUAGCAUGAAGCCUCUUUCACCACUGUGAACACUCAUCCGGGUGAAAUGAGUCCAUUUCCUUCUUGCCUCAUUUUUGUUUCUGAAAAUUCUUCCAAAACGGCUCCAUUGCAGUUGGCGCUAAAACCGUCUCAGGUGAAAGUCGACUCUUCACAUUAUGGGACAUUUCAUCAACAUCACAUUAUGGUAUAGAUGGUAUUUGAGUUGAGUUGGAUAUGUAUUCAAUCAAUAGUUUCAGGUAAGGGUUGAACAGUUUUUUUUGUUUUUUUUGUUCUGUAUGUUUAUUGAUUCUGUGUAUUUUUAUGGUUGUCUGAAGCAAUUUUUUUCCCCUCCCCCCAAGGAUCAAUGUACAAUUGAGGCCUUUAAACUGUAAAUAGUAUCCUUUUUUUCUAUUGUGAUUUAAUGUUUUCUUUUGUCUGUGAUCUGUACCGUUUGUGUAAUGUCUCUGAUUACCACGUCCAAUUUAGGGCCAUCUGACAGAAAAAUGCUGCAUUCUCAUUAUUUACAUUUGUACUGUAAAAGAUUAUAUUUAACUUAUUUUCUAUUUGAAAUAAAAAGCCUGAAAAUAA
This is a messenger RNA of Conger conger (European conger), 5203 nucleotides long. It is a transcript of the gene lonrf2, whose product is annotated as LON peptidase N-terminal domain and ring finger 2. The record is from RefSeq and is a predicted model, not a curated record. NCBI's taxonomy places the organism in Eukaryota, Metazoa, Chordata, Actinopteri, Anguilliformes, Congridae. Gene Ontology annotation, molecular function: protein binding. The transcript has 12 exons. Bases 705 to 2990 code for a protein of 761 amino acids.